Messenger RNA from Symbiodinium necroappetens, 2355 nucleotides. Lineage: Eukaryota; Dinophyceae; Suessiales; Symbiodiniaceae. The record is from the annotation of a GenBank genome assembly.
AUGCAAAGAAUCGUCGUCACCGACAAAGAUGGCGUUGAAGUGCUGAAGGCCGGAGACAAGCUCGAUCACGAUCCUUCUGCCACAUCGAUCAUCACCACCAUCUUCUCGCAGACGGCGCAGCAAAGCGAGAAGGUGGCAGGUCUGGGCAAGACCCAGAGCAUUCUGCUGACUUACGACAAGUGCUAUGUGCUUCAGGUUGGUAUGGAAAUGCUGGUGAUCAGCAUUCUCGCCAGCAGAGAUGCAAAAAUUGGCCCUAUCAUGGCCCUCGUGCCAUCGUUGAAGGCUCCGGAGCUUCGGACGCUCGACGAUGUUUUACAGUUGAAAAAGAAGGCAGAUUUUGUGGCUGCCUGGCGCACUGGCUCGGUGCCUGCCGACUACCGGGGAAAAGGCUACGAUGGCUACUUGCUUUCCUUGGGAGUUCUGGCUCCCAUGACGUUCUUCAUAACAAACGUCCUUUUCGGUCCCUUCGACAUCUGGCGCGGCAAGGCAUUUCAAAAAGAUGGACGUGCAGGCAGCAACCGCUUUGGAAGCUUCGAAAGGCGUGGCUUUGCAGCCAGGGUUGCAGCUUCGCAGCUGGACGACCGACCGGCACUCGUCCUGGAUUACGGCGAUCCUGAGCUACGAAGCUGCAAUCACGUAAGCAAAACAGGCAAGAAUAGGCAAGACACAUCGGUUUCGGCCAUGGUCUCUCCAGGGUUUUUGAUGUCAGCCCAGGCACGGCGAUGUGACGUCACAACCUCCGGUGACAUGCAGAGGGUCCAAGUUCUGCAUUCUGUACAGGUGCCACCGCUUCAGAAUGCCAGGCAGAUUAACAAUGCUGCAUACUGGCCACCCGUUCAGACGAUCGGAGCCAAAAAGACUCCGCGAUCUCGAUCUCCACCGGAAGAUGUGAAGCUUUCGGAUUUCGAGAUGCUGGACGGACAAGGAGGCCGGUCGCUGGGCAAGGGCUCCUUCGGUGUCGUGCGACGCAUCCGGCGCAAGGGAACUGAUGAUGUCUACGCGCUCAAGACGAUGCAGAAAGCAGAGGUGGUCAACGGUCAACUGGUGGAGCAGGUGGAAAGGGAGAUCCAGGUCCAGCGGACUUUAAAGCAUGAGAACGUGCUGCGACUCUACAAGCACUUCGAGGACGAAGACACGGUCUAUUUACUCCUGGAGUACUGCGCGAAAGGGGAGCUGUAUCAGCUUCUCCGGACGCAGAAGGGACGCAAGUUCAGCGAGCAGAUGUCCAAGCAUUUUUUCGUCCAGUUGGUCCGCGGGCUGAAGUACCUCCACUCGCACCAAAUCGUCCACAGAGACUUGAAGCCGGAGAACUUGCUGGUCACGCACGACGACGUGCUGAAAAUUGGAGACUUCGGAUGGUGCGCUGCCACGAACGUGCUCCGAACUACGUUUUGUGGAACCAUGGACUACUUGGCCCCAGAGAUGAUCCAGGGAAGUGGGCACAACCACACCCUCGACAUCUGGAGCGUCGGCAUCCUGCUGUACGAAAUGAUGGUUGGGCGUCCGCCCUUUCAAAGCACCAACCACACGAUGUUGAUCGACAGGAUCCUGAAGAUUGCCAUCUUCUUUCCGCCUGGCUUGCCUCCGCUGGUGGUGGACCUCGUGCGGCGCCUGCUUAAGCGGGACCCGGCGCAGCGCCUGCCACUGGAACAGGUGCUGAGGCAUCCCUGGGUCGUCGGCACCAGCGGCGCUGCUACACCGCCUUCCGAUGCACCAGUCUCCAAGUCGGAGUGCCUGGAGGGAGACAGCAGCUGCCUUCCCAGCCCGGCACCCCGCCUUCGAGCGGCACGGGGGCGACAAGCAAGCACUUGCCGCUGCAGAAAAAUGGCCGCGUUCCUUCGUGCGAGAAGGUGCGAAACAUGGCCUCGCCACGCCACCGGGCAUCAGGAGAAGCACAGACAAACGAACGAUCUGCAGCCUCCACGCCCGUGCUUGUCAUCUGCCGCGGCACCAGUGCAGCCACAGGGCUCGCCCGUGCUGUCCACGCCCAAGAUGCCGCAGCGCUCCGAACAGGCUGCCCGCAAGCCUGCGUGGCCGACACAAGCAAGCGGCUACCAGGCGCACCGGCCUCUCGCCAGCCCCACUGGAACGCCGGUGCUCACACGUCGAGGAGUUGCUCCGGUCUCGGGGUAUCCCGGCAAUAGCUUUGCCGCCACAAGGGCAGCGGCCCAGAACCUCUCGCCACCAGCCCCAGCGGCCCGUGCUGUGGGAGGUGAAGCGUCCACAAGGCAGUCUCGACGUCAAAGUCCUGAUGCACGUACGAAUGGGACGCUACCUCAGCGACAUUCCACAUCGCUCCGGCCUUCCCCGUCACCAGCUCCCAUGUCAUUCUGUCCGCAGAUGAUGCCGAAGUGA